CUUCCGUCUGACAUCUAGACAAGGUGCUUGCCCGAUGGCGAUAAUACCGACCCCCAGUCGCGUUGCUCGCGCUGUGCAAGGCUCAACCUGGUGUGCGAGUACUCGCGGGCCCGGCGAGCAAGAAGAAACAGUGAUGAAAACAACUCGCCGCCCUCGGCCCGUCGGACGAAUGGGUCGUCUAACCAGCAUGACAGAUUCCACCCUCACAACGGCAUUCCCCUAUCCCGCGUUAAGUGGGAGGCCGCCGCGGCAUACAACACCAACACCAUCAACAACGGCAACAAUACCAACGGCAAUGCUGUUAGCGAGGGUGGUAUGUUCAUUCCCGACAUGCUCGACAACAAGGCGGGGGAUUGGGGUCAACCUCGACAUGCACCGAUGCCUAUCAGCAAACACUCUCCGGACCUGUACUCCCUGUCCAGUGGUUCUGAUACUCGACCUUCCCCCUUGGCGCAGUACGGUCUUCUCCCCGGCAAGAAUUCCGCCACAUUCGAAGACUACUUGAGUCCCCCACUUCAAAUAAUAGAUGGGCCACAGGCCGCUUUCCAUGGCCGAAACGCCGACGAAGACGCACCCCCGGUUAGCGCCGAAGCUUUGUCGGAGACAUACUCCAAUCCGAUCGAGAUGGGAUACAUGACUGAGACGUACGCUCGGAAUUUGUUUGCGCUCUUCAUUACACGAGUCGCUCCCAGCUCGUCCUUGUUCGACCCGUAUUAUCACACCCUCGAACGGGUGCGCCAGUCUCCAGUACUGUUCACCGCAGUUCUGUCAGCUGCUGCUCUGUUCAUGCGCCCAGAGCUGGCCGACUCACUGCGCAAGCUUGCUGACGAGCACAUCAAUCGCAUGAUCUCUAGCGGUUAUUACGACCUGAGCCUUAUCCAGGCGAUAUUGGUGCUUGUAAAUUGGAAGCAUCCCAAUGAUCGUACGGCGUACCAGAAGAUGGGCAUGGCCGUGCGUCUUGUCCAGGAACUCAGACUGGCCCGUAUUGCCACUUCGCCCAACGCGAGUGAGAGCCCAAAAAACUCAAAUGAGCAGCGCCGCAAGGUGGACAUCGAGCGUACGGUUCAAUGGUGUUUCGGUGUGUGGUUGGUUGGGACCAGUCUUACCACAGGUCAUGACAUUGCGCUCUCAUACGCCUUACAGCUCCCACCAGCUCAAUUUUCGCCCAUGCCCACAGCUGAUCAAGUUAAUCGCUGGGCGGAGUCCCAUCGCCAUUUAAAUGUGCAUGGCGAUUUUUUCUUGGCGUUCAAUGCUGGGUAUGCCGCUUGUUUCAACCCCCGCUCACCCAAGCUUGUGGGAGGCCCACUCCUCGUGCGGCGGUCACCCCCGCUUUUUGAUCGAGGGAACACCAGUGAAGUAUACGAUGGAGUCCUUUAAUCAAGUAAACCAGCGCUUGGAGGAGCACUUAAACCUUUUCCGCAACCACCCGGCACUGAGGGAGAACCCUUACGUGGGGCUUUGCCAGCUGAUGACCGACGUGGCACUCCUCAAGGUUCGCACAGUGGGGUGGCUCCAGAAAUUCGCACCGACCUCAACAUCAACCUGGAUUAUUGAGAAGUGCAA
This is a messenger RNA of Cutaneotrichosporon oleaginosum, 1563 nucleotides long. RefSeq lists its product as uncharacterized. Gene Ontology annotation, molecular function: transcription cis-regulatory region binding; DNA-binding transcription factor activity, RNA polymerase II-specific. Gene Ontology annotation, biological process: regulation of DNA-templated transcription. Gene Ontology annotation, cellular component: nucleus. Lineage: Eukaryota; Fungi; Basidiomycota; Tremellomycetes; Trichosporonales; Trichosporonaceae. The record is from RefSeq and is a predicted model, not a curated record.